UUUUCCAAUUGCAUAGCGCCACUACUGGCACGUGUGAUAAGGCUCGUAGUAGCACGUACCUACAGCGAGCAAGUCUCUACACGUUAGUGGCGUUGAACCGGCCGUCGGCCGAGAUGGCAUCACCACCCGUCGGCGCCUGUGACCGCCGGGAGGCAAGGUUGUGCGCGGUCACCGGCGGGCGGGGGUUCAUGGCGAGGCAGUUGGUGGCGGCGCUGCUCCGCUCCGGCGAGUGGCGGGUGCGGAUCACCGACCUCGCCCCCGUGGCUGUUCUUGAACCUGCCGAGGAGGAGGGGAUCCUCGGCGCUGCCCUCCGGAACGGCCUUGCUGUGUACACCUCCGCCGACGUCUGCGACUUAGCCCAGCUUACCCAAGCCUUCGAAGGGGUAGAAACUGUUUUCCACACUGCUGCGCCGGAUCCUCGCAAGAACGACUUCCAGCUUCACUACAAGGUCAGCGUCGAGGGGACAAAGAAUGUCAUCGAUGCUUGUACCACAUGCAAGGUUAAAAGGCUCAUAUACACUAGUUCGAGCUGUGUUGUAUUCGAUGGAGUCCAUGGCCUCUUUAACGUGGAUGAAUCAACGCCAUAUCCAGAUAAGUUUCCCAACGCAUACUUACAUACGAAGGCAAAAGCUGAGAAGCUAGUAAUGAGGGCGAACACAAAUGGUGGCCUUCUCACUUGUUGUAUACGUCCUAGUUCCAUUUUUGGUCCUGGUGGUAUAAUAGUGCCAAAUUUAGUUCGUUAUGCAGCAACGAUGUUCAUUAUUGGUGAUGGCAAGAACGAUGAUGAUUUUGUGUAUGUCGACAAUGUGGCGCAUGGUCAUGUUUGUGCCGAGAGAACUCUCUCUACAAAAGAGGGUGCAAUGACUAUUGGAGGCAAAGCGUACUUUAUAACAAAUACAGAGCCAAUGAAUUUGUGGGACUUUUAUUUUAUGGUUUUGGAAGAACUUGGGUAUAAAAGGACCAAAAUAAGAAUAUCUUCCCAUCUUCUAGUGCCAAUAGCAUAUGUGCUAGAUUGGAGCUACAACAAAAUAUUAUCUCACUAUGGAAUGUCUGAACCUCCUAUGCUCACACCGACGAAUAUUAAGUACUUGACAUUGAACAGAACAUUCAAUUGCAACAAAGCUACUCAAGAACUUGGUUACAAACCGAUCAUCUCCCUCCAGGAGGGUGUCAAGAAAACUAUUGAGCACUAUCAUGACUUAAGAGCGUGAGAUAUGCACAAUGAUCUCGAAAAUAUAAAGUUGGCCCAUCAUUGGGGAAAAAGCAAUGGAUUGAGCAACUAUGGUGAAUUGUUAUGCGUUAGUGUGCCUAUUUUCUUGUUUUUCUUCCUUCUCGUGUGGAUCACGAUGUUGGUUGGUACCCAAAAUAAACUUUGUAUGUCAGUUUGACGCAUGCAACGAUGAUGCCUUAUGUUCCAGCAGGCUCUUCCAUUAUCGAUGUCAGUUAGGACAUGUAAAUUUCUUAAGUGUUUUUCAUUGCCUUGUGAUUUUACCGGGACAAAUAUAGAUGUUUCUUUCUAUGAGUACUUAAUCACGUGAUAUGUAUAACGUGUUAUUUAAAAUAGUGUAUUUGUAUCAAA
This is a messenger RNA of Hordeum vulgare subsp. vulgare (domesticated barley), 1579 nucleotides long. RefSeq names its product 3beta-hydroxysteroid-dehydrogenase/decarboxylase-like. The coding region runs from base 114 to 1211 and encodes 365 amino acids. Gene Ontology annotation, molecular function: 3-beta-hydroxy-Delta5-steroid dehydrogenase (NAD+) activity. Gene Ontology annotation, biological process: steroid biosynthetic process. NCBI's taxonomy places the organism in Eukaryota, Viridiplantae, Streptophyta, Magnoliopsida, Poales, Poaceae. The record is from RefSeq and is a predicted model, not a curated record. The transcript is spliced from 9 exons.